AGGACUGACCAGCUAUUGAUAAGAUAGUCCGAGAGGCACGCCGCAGCCCUGUCUUCCCAGCAGCCGCCUUCUGACGACGAAGGCAGGCUCGCUGGCUCGGAUGCGUUGAACAACGGUCGCAUCGCUCAAGGAUGAACACCCACCUUAUUGUUACUGCGCUAGCGUUACUGGCUUGCCCAGGAGCCCUUCAAAACGCACGUAGGUCUUUCGUGAUCGACUACGAGAACGACAGGUUCCUCAAGGAUGGCGAGCCCAUACAGGUCGUGGCGGGCGCCAUCCACUACUUCCGCACACUACCCCAGCUGUGGGACAAUCGGCUGACAACCAUCAAGACAGCGGGGCUCAAUGCGAUACAAACAUACGUCGAGUGGAGCAGCCACGAACCCGAGGAAGGCCAAUUCGCCGGAGCUCAAGAGCUGGUGCACUUCUUGAACUUGGCCCAGAGUCACGACUUACUGGUUCUGCUCAGGAUAGGCCCGUACAUCUGCGCUGAGAGGGACUUGGGUGGACUGCCAUACUGGUUGCUGUCGCGAAACGCCUCCAUUCGACUUCGCACUGCGGACCCAGAAUACACCAAGCCCGUCGAGAAGUACUUCUCUUGGCUACUUCCACUGAUACGACCACUUCUGUAUGCGAACGGAGGGCCUGUUAUAGCUGUACAGAUCGAGAACGAGUAUGGCAGCUACAAGGCAUGCGACUUCUCGUACAUGGCCUGGCUGCGGGACCUGGUGCGUCAUCACCUGGGCCGUGACGUCAUCCUUUACACGACCGACGGCGCUGGAGAUGGUUUCCUACAGUGCGGCAAAGUCGACGGUGCCUACACAACCGUUGAUUUCGGUGCAGACUCGGACCCCGAGGAGAUGUUCGCUGUCCAGCGCCGACAUCAAGAACGGGGACCGCUGAUGAACUCUGAGUUCUACACCGGCUGGUUGGACCACUGGGCGCAGGAGCACAGCACUGUCAGCACGGAAGCUGUGGCCACUGCUCUGGACAGGAUUCUGAGCAUGAACGCCUCCGUAACGAUGUACAUGUUCCAUGGUGGGACAUCAUUUGGCUACAAGGCAGGCGCUAACGUCGAUAAGGUAAACGGAUUUCAACCUACGCCGACAAGUUACGACUACGAUGCACCCAUGACGGAAGCUGGCGACCCAACGGACAAGUUUCACGCAAUACGAGACGUCAUCGCCAAGUACCUUCCGGUGCCGCAUGUUCCUGUCCCGGAGCCUGCAAAGAAGAUGGCACUGGGGAGGCUGCCGCUAACGAAGUUGUACGAUUUGAAGGAUGUGAGGGAGCUUCUGGUGCACUACAGGAUACCAUCGGAACUGCCAUUGUCGUUUGAGCGAAUUCGGCAGAGCCAAGCCCUGGUGCUGUACGAAACAUGGGUGACUUUCCUUCCGAGAGAUCCGGCAGUGCUUAGUGCACGUGGACUCCGUGAUCGAGGAUAUGUCUACGUGGAUGACGUCUACCAAGGCAUAAUUUCGCGUAUGGACAACGUGUACAGCGUCAUGAUCCCGGUUACGAAAGGCCAGCGGCUUACGAUACUGGUGGAAAGCCAGGGCAGAGUCGGCUUCGUAGAUCUCAAUGACCCCAAGGGACUCGGCCGGAACGUCACUCUGUCUGGAAUAACGCUGACCGACUGGAACAUAACGGCCAUUAACGAGAAGGAUCACCUGACUGCACGACGUCGCAUUGACGACGGCGUGAAGUCUUGGACGCCGGUGAACCAGUCCGUUCCCAGCUGCGACGUCUCUCCACCGGGUCUGGCGGUCUACCAAGCGACGUUUAGGUUCGACGUGUCCCCACCUCUAGAUACAUACCUCAGGCUCGACCACUGGAAGAAGGGUACCGUCCUCCUCAACGGCUUCAACCUCGGCCGGUACUGGACACCCAUGGGUCCGCAAAGGGCGCUGUACGUGCCGGCAGUACUGUUCAGGGAAGAAAACUUACUCGACAUCAUCGAACUGGAGCAAGCACCCUGCGGGCAGGAAUCAUCAGACUGCUACGUCGAGUUCGUCGACGAACCUGACAUCAAUGGCCCCGUGCCACUUUCGAAAUUAUAAUAAAUUUGUCUGCUGC
Messenger RNA from Rhipicephalus sanguineus (brown dog tick), 2076 nucleotides. Its product is annotated as beta-galactosidase. The coding region runs from base 132 to 2060 and encodes 642 amino acids. Gene Ontology annotation, molecular function: beta-galactosidase activity. Gene Ontology annotation, biological process: carbohydrate metabolic process. NCBI's taxonomy places the organism in Eukaryota, Metazoa, Arthropoda, Arachnida, Ixodida, Ixodidae. The record is from RefSeq and is a predicted model, not a curated record. The transcript has 15 exons. Gene Ontology annotation, cellular component: vacuole.